UUUCCUGGAGGCUCCCGGAAGCCGCCUUCACAGCUAUUACCAUCGUCCUGCGUUCCCUUUGAUGCCAAUAAAGAUCCUGUUGGCAGGCUGAUAAAUGCAGAAGGGUCCAGCGAUUGGGCUACUUCUGAUAUUAGAGUUCACCCCCCCGUUAUCGAGGAGGAUUCUAUUUAUGUUCCUCCACGAACGUGUCGAUCCUCUUCACCUUGCAGCACAUGUAAUACAGUUUCUGUGACAAAUCUGAUUGCACACACGCAACCGGCUUACUCAUCUUCGUCUGAAGUCCUUGUCUGCAAUAUCAAGCAAAAUUUAAUUGGUUAUAACUCGGCAUCAUCAUACACAGAAUAUUCGCCUUCUGGCGAGACAGUUCUACCAUUUGCACCUAUUUCUACUAGCCCUAGACAUAUAUGCUAUUCUGCAGCUCAGGCUCCUAGAUCCCAUCAACCUAGUCCCUUUCCCCUGAACGACUAUUCAAAUUCAGCAAUUCGUUUAAAGACAACCGCCAGAUCGAAUGUGGCCUUCGUCGAAUCUCCUGAAUCAAAUAUAAACGGUGGCAAUGACAAACAGCAAACGACUGGGAAAUUACAAGAAUGUUGGGAAGAAAUUAGUCAACCUCGAGUUAUCUCUGUCUUUAAUGUGCAGAAACUUGAUAGGCCUACUCACACACCAUAUGAACUGAUUGUACCAACUGGCGAUGCAUAUAGUGAACUAGAAGGCACACCUCUGUCAGGAAAAAGUUUUCUUUUAGCUAAGCAGGAUCAUUUAAGUCUCCUACCGAAUAGCAAAGAAGAAACUGUGAACAGGGAUAAUAUAUCAGAAAAUCAAAAAUUUAUCGAGUCGAAGACAGGACAUGUAGAGACACAGAUACCGGCAGCUCGAAAGUUGGAUUUUUCUGCAAAAGAAGUGGACCAUCCUUGUGAAUUAUGGACCGGAGUUUCAAAGUAA
Messenger RNA from Protopolystoma xenopodis, 942 nucleotides. Lineage: Eukaryota; Metazoa; Platyhelminthes; Monogenea; Polystomatidea; Polystomatidae. The record is from the annotation of a GenBank genome assembly.